Messenger RNA from Penicillium longicatenatum, 1854 nucleotides. RefSeq lists its product as uncharacterized. Bases 1 to 1854 code for a protein of 617 amino acids. The transcript is spliced from 2 exons. The record is from RefSeq and is a predicted model, not a curated record. Lineage: Eukaryota; Fungi; Ascomycota; Eurotiomycetes; Eurotiales; Aspergillaceae.
AUGAGUUGGGAUAGGGUGAUUCAGGACUCCGAUGAGGAAGAGCUUCUCAUUGAGGAUGACUUCCCGGCUUCCCCUGAUCCGCUUCAUGGCCCGGAACCUCCAACAGCUCAACAUCACGAUCAUCCCGCGAAACAAGAAACACGCCCGAUUGAGCAUACAGUCACCGAAGGCUUCCCAGGACCCCAAUUGAACGUCAAUUUCGAUCAAUUCUUACAGUCGCAAGAAACACAUACAGGCUCUACUUCAUCCCAGCGGCAGCGUGAAGAAAGAUGGAUUCCUUCGACCAACGAAGACGGGAGUGGAUCAAUGAGCGCGAUGAUGACGGAAAUUGGACUUGCGCAAGGACGAUUGUUUGACGAUGCUUCCAGCGGAGCCCAGCGUCUCCCUUCUACCGUAACAUUUUACCCCAGCGAAAUCUCCCAACCGGGAUCAUUCCCAACCAUGCAGUCAUAUCAGUACCGGCAGAUGAACCAAGCGGCUCAUACUCAAUUCGGAUUUACUGCGGGGUCUAAUCAUGUUCCGUAUGAGGCGACGCAGCUUCUUGCGCCGGGCGUUGCGCCCGCUUAUGACUACAGUACGCCGGCUAUCUCGACUCAUAUUGAUUUACCCUUGGACGGAUUCACGGGUUCCACAUCGAUUCAAGCGGUUGGAAAUAUACCUGAUGUUCCUGUGAGCAAGAACUUACAGCCACCGCAAGCAAUGCAAUCAAUGGCCGGUUCCCCGCAUGAUACUGAGCCUCUUUCAUCCGUGGCAUCGCCAGGGUUGAACAAGCCCAAAGAGGACGUCACGAGGUCUGGUCUCAUGUCGCCGCAACAUUCUCCAGCGAGCACGUAUGAUGAGCUUGCUUUACCCGCCGUGUAUGUGGAAGUGCCCUCGGCCGUAAAGCGUGCUCGCCAGGUGAAUGCACCCCUUCCGGAAGAUGACGACGAUGAACUCGCCAUUGUUGGGGGCCGUGAGCCCAGUCCAAGUAAGCCGGCUGCGGUGCCAUCACCAGAAAAUUCUCCUCGGGCCAUUCCUGGAGACACUGCCAGCGAUUACGCUCCGGAAAAUGUGAUUGCAUCUGAAAAUGGAGGAAUUGGGGUGGAGAGUUCAACACUUGCGGACAAAGAUAUCUCUGCCGACAGGACCCGUAUUCCACCGACAUCGUCCGGAGAUCUUAGCAACCCUUCUACCAAAGAGCCUAACAAGAAAAAGGCCAAACGAACCAAGAAAGCCUCUGCCAUCUCCAGAUCCCGAGUGUCAGAUGCCGAUGAUGAUGUUAUUUGCGUGGACUCGCGACCUCUUGGGGCCAGUGAAACGCAAGAACAAAAAAUAUCAGCUACGGAGUCGACCAUUGCAGACCCCAAUCACCUUGGAAUACUACAACCAGAGCCAACUGCCUCUACCGAGGAGAGCUCUACCACGACAAAGUCCGGUGAUAAACCCGCCCCCAAGAAACGCGGGCGCAAGCGGAAGAAGCCUUUAGAGCAGCCCCCUGAAGCAGCUCCGCAAGUCACAGAAGAGCAUUAUUCUCCGCCAGAAAGUAAAAUUCUGAUCUUGAAAGUCAACGCGAACCCAGUUGGGAAUUCCUCUAAAACAAAUUAUGAAACGAAGGCCGUUGGCGCAGAGAACGCAAACCCAUCGCCUCAAGCAGAUGCUCCUGUGCCUCAGGUCAAUAACCAAAUCGAGGCACCUCCACAAACUCCCCAGCAAUCAGAUCAAAAUCCGAGUACACCUAUCGCUGGAAGCAGCACAAAUACUCGGAAAGGACCGGCGAAGCCAAGUCCCAUUUCCUCGACUAGCAAGGUUCCAUACCGUGUUGGUCUAAGCAAACGAGCUAGAAUCGCGCCGUUGCUCAAAAUUGUGCGCAAGUGA